GUUGGCCUGAACUGAACUCAAGCCUGCAGUCCGGUGUUUGGGUUUUGGACGGUGGGAUGACUUCCACGUCACACUCUCUGUCUGAUCGAUUUUGGUUUCCAGCUUUUCCACUGUUCCUGGGAAACUACGCCACUCGAUGCUUGCCACGUUGCUGAUGGGGACUUUUCAUUUUAAUCCCACUACUACUCUUUUCCUUUCCCACAACAAUUUCAAAUUUCCUCCCGUUCCUUUUUCCGGAAAACUCUCCCCGAGUGAUCACCGAAGAAGACGAAUGAGCCGGCGAAAGGCGGCCGGAGAGCGAUCAAGGAAGGUACCGGAACUCCGGAAGCCGCCGGAAACAGUAGCAGAAGACAUUGAAGAUUUGUUCGGUGAUGCCGAAAUCAAACGGAUAAGAGAUUCGCUUCUGGGUUGGUAUGCCCUCAACCGCAGGGAGCUUCCAUGGAGAGAACCAGAGGAAGACAAAGAGAAGAGAGCGUAUAGAGUGUGGGUCUCCGAAGUAAUGCUUCAGCAGACCAGAGUUCAGACCGUCGUUCAGUAUUUCGACCGUUGGAUGAACAAAUGGCCCACGAUUCGCCACCUUGCCGACGCUUCUCUUGAGGAGGUGAAUGAAAUGUGGGCGGGUUUGGGAUACUACCGACGAGCACGUUUUCUUUUGGAGGGAGCAAAAAUGAUUGUUGCGGAAGGAUGUCCAUUUCCUAAAACGGUUUCUUCUCUACAGCAAUAUCCAGGAAUUGGGAAGUACACAGCUGGAGCAGUUGCCUCAAUAGCAUUUAAAGAGGUGGUUCCAGUGGUUGAUGGAAAUGUAGUAAGAGUUAUUUCUAGACUAAAGGCUAUUUCUGCAAAUCCUAAGGACUCGGCUACUGUCAAGAGAUUUUGGGAACUAGCAACUCAGCUAGUUGACCCUUUAAAUCCAGGGGACUUCAACCAGGCUCUCAUGGAACUUGGUGCAACUGUAUGCACUCCAUCAAGUCCAAGUUGUUGUUCAUGUCCUGUAUCAGAUCAAUGUAGCGCACUUUCAGUAUCUAGACAUGACAGUUCAGUUUCCGUCACAGAUUAUCCUGUUAAGGUGGUAAAGGUCAAACAAAGACAUGAUUUUUCUGCUGCAUGUGUUGUGGAGAUAUUAGGAGAGAAGGAAAUAUGCGAUGGACACCUAGCAGAUAGUAAAUUUCUCCUUGUAAAGAGGCCAGAUGAAGGUUUGCUUGCUGGUCUCUGGGAGUUCCCAUCUGUCUUGUUGAAUGGAGAAGCUGACUUGGUCGAUAGGAAAGAAGCAAUCGAUCAAUUUUUGAAUGAACAUUUCGGAAUUAACCCCAGUAAGACCUGCAAAAUAGUUUUCAGAGAACAUGUUGGAGAAUUUGUCCAUGUUUUCAGUCACAUUCGUCUCAAGAUAUAUGUGGAGUUAUUGACACUACGGCUCAAAGGUGGGAUUGACUUGUUUAGAAAGCAAGAGAAAGAAUCUCUUCCCUGGAAAUGUGUUGACAGUAAGGUCCUUUCAAGCUUGGGCUUGACAUCCAGUGUAAAAAAGGUAUACACCAUGGUUGAGAAAUUUAAGCAGCAAAAACCAUCCAAUAAUUCUGUCCCUGCCAAAAAGAGAAACAGAAUAAGUUGAACAAACUGAGCGUGCAAAUGCUUUGGUGAGCUCAAAAAAAGAAGCUGCUAUUUGACGGUUAAAAGGGAAAAUAACUGCAAAAUUUUGUUAGGAGUUCCUUUCAAAUUUAUAUUAAUUCAUUUGUAGCACAAAUGAAAUGGAUAAUAUAUAUAUAUAUAUUACCAUUUGUCAUUUGUUGAUGCUUAUAGAAAUUUAUUUAUAAUCUUAUAUUCAUCAUCCUUGCAAUUUUUGUGCUUGUAUUGUGAGGAAGAACAUGCCUUAACACAUUCUAGCAAGGGGAAAAGGUUGAGGAUUGGGUUUGGUUUUAUUUUUAAUUUUUUGUUUUGUUCGUAUUGGGUUUGUCUUUUCUUAUGAAAAAUUACCCCGGUUAAUCUUAAACUAUUGUAAUAUGAAUUGAUUAAAUAUUUAUGAUAGUCCUUCUUUCAGCUGCCA
This is a messenger RNA of Ziziphus jujuba (common jujube), 2038 nucleotides long. Its product is annotated as adenine DNA glycosylase. Gene Ontology annotation, cellular component: nucleus. NCBI's taxonomy places the organism in Eukaryota, Viridiplantae, Streptophyta, Magnoliopsida, Rosales, Rhamnaceae. The record is from RefSeq and is a predicted model, not a curated record. The coding region runs from base 137 to 1606 and encodes 489 amino acids. The transcript is spliced from 7 exons. Gene Ontology annotation, molecular function: 8-oxo-7,8-dihydroguanine DNA N-glycosylase activity; oxidized purine DNA binding; adenine/guanine mispair binding. Gene Ontology annotation, biological process: base-excision repair; mismatch repair.